Phyllostomus discolor (pale spear-nosed bat) is the source of this 2051-nucleotide messenger RNA. RefSeq names its product small muscle protein X-linked (gene SMPX). The transcript has 5 exons. The record is from RefSeq and is a predicted model, not a curated record. Bases 252 to 512 code for a protein of 86 amino acids. Lineage: Eukaryota; Metazoa; Chordata; Mammalia; Chiroptera; Phyllostomidae. Gene Ontology annotation, cellular component: costamere; muscle tendon junction; M band.
CUCUUUAACACUUAGCCUUAAACUGAGUUCCCCUCCAGCCCACAGCCGGGAGCAGCUCUCAAUCCCGGGUGAGGCACCGAACACUUGAGCUAUUUCAGCCACAUGCAAAGCAUCAGAAUCGAGAUCGCAGCUCAGAGGACACCGGGCAUCCCUUUCACCUUCUAAGGAACCUUGUAUUCUUGUACCAGGCUGCCUGGGACUUUUCUUGGGCAGUAAACAAAUACACAAAGCAGGGGUAAGACUGCGUGAAUAUGUCGAAACAGCCAGUUUCCAAUGUCAGAGCCAUCCAGGCAAAUAUCAAUAUCCCAAUGGGAGCCUUUCGGCCAGGAGCUGGGCAACCCCCCAGAAGAAAAGAAUGUACCCCAGAAACGGAGGAGGGUGCUCUUCCCACCUCAGAUGAGGAGAAGAAGCCAAUUCCAGGAGCGAAGAAACUUCCAGGACCUGCAGUCAACCUGUCGGAGAUCCAGAAUAUUAAAAGUGAACUGAAAUAUGUCCCCAAAGCUGAACAGUAGUUGGAAGGAAAAAGGAUCCUCUUUGAAACAACUAUCUCCUGAGAAAGGCAACAACAAGAAAGAAACCCUUGUAUAUUCUCUUUCCCUUUUCGAUCAGUUAGAAAACGACAAUGCCUGUCAUCUCUGAUCAACAUAACCAGUUAGGAGAUAUGAUGACAUUCUCUCUGCCUGACCUAUUUUGUCUAAUGGGGCCCACUCCUUUGCCAUCUGACAAGCUAACCUCUCUCUUGAGUUCCAUUUAUAACAGAGCUUUAUUAAAGGUUAACUCAUUAGGAAUAGAUCCAUCUCCCUCCCAAGGUUUACUUCAUUCGUUCAAUAAAUUAAGCCACAAAAUUGGACUGUCCAUUUAUGCUUUAUUUAAGCUCAUAUUCUUUCUAGUCCACAAAAUACUGCAAAUUGACAGGUGAAAACAGUAUGAGUUCCCACUGCCCACCCAGCUGUCUGUGGUCACUUGUUAUUUGUCUCGUAUUUAGUUCAAGUAAUGCUUGUGUGGCCUGUGGAAAUUUUCCUAAGUCUCUGAUGGCAGUUUAAGAUCUGGAGCUACAAUGCUUCUGUGAGGAGCCCCUGGACCUUUGCUAAUGGUUGAAGGGCCUCUUCUUUUAGUCCUCAGGCAACAGCCUUUGGCCAAGUGUUAUGAAUUUCUGAUGUUUGACCCCUCCGCUCAUCUUGAAAGGUUUGUAAACUCCAUUUAUCCACUAUUCUUGUUGCUGUCACACAGGUGACCUCACUGAACAAUUGGAGCAUUAAUGGCCCAAAGCUGUCAAAGUGACUUGUGCACUUCACUCCUCAAAGCCUUUUCUUCUUGUUUUUAGUUGCCAGAGCCUGAAAGUCAACAGAUCUUUCAAAUAAAGAAAAAAACACAAAAGUGAUAAUGUCACUGCCCUACUGAGCAUCCUUUAGUGGCUCUCCAUUAUCCUUAGGACCUGCAUUAAUGGGCUCAGACUCACCAGUUUGUUCCCAUCUUACAUUUCUCCCCACCUAGGGCAUUCCUUGCUCCAACCCUAGUUAACUUCUCCCAGUUCAUGGAGGUGCCAUGCUGAUGCCAGGCUUUUACACGUGCUCAGAAUAUUAUUUUCCAAUUUCUCCUCCCCUGCUCAUUAGCUGGCUAACUCCUACCCAUCAUUCAGGUCUCACUUUUUUUCCAUGUCCCCCCAUUCACAAUACAGACCAGGCAAAGGGCCUGGGCUGAGGUGUAUAUGGGGUGAGUUUACUCUGCCUCCUCUUUCUGUACACAGGUCUCACUUUUAAUAGUAUUUCUGAAAAGCUUUUCCACAGCCCCUUAAAGUGGAAGCUUCCUGUGUCUGUCCCAUCACAGCAGCACCUAUUACCAUGGAGGAGUGGAUUGUCAUCACUUAUUUUAUUGCCUGUCUUUCCUUCUAGACAUUCAGUCCCAGGAAGGGGGACAACUUGUCCAUUGGUUGUCCACAGUGCCUAAAACAUUUUCUGGCAUAUAGUGCAACCAAAAUAAUAUCAGACAUCUGUUUUCCACCUUUAAGAUGAUUUAAGCAGAACCUCACAUAAAAGAAACAAAUUGAUAGC